AGUUGAAGUGAAUAUCUAGUUCUACUUGGUAUUUCAAAAAUGAAAACUUCUUUUUCAAAUACAAAACAACAAGCACAAAACGCGAACUUGAAAUGGCUCAGCGUUUGCGUGAUAGUCCCUAUCUUAAUGCUGUGUGUUUAGCUAUCGAGAGAUAACCCCUUUUAUUGAAUUGAGCGAAGAUUGACAAGUGCUGUAUUGAGAACCGUGGCACCUGGCUUCAUUCGUUGUUCCCUUUAAAUUCAACUGUUUCUUGUUGCCCGGCUACUCCCUAGUUUGUAUCUGCAUACGCUGGAAGUUUUUCCUGAGCCAUAUUUACUGCUUCAAGUCUUCAAGAUGCGUGUUCUUCUAGUUCUCUCCCUAGCCUCUUUGGCUGCUGCUACUGCGCCGCUCUAUGAGCACGCAGUGGAUGGGAUUACAGGACAAUACAUCGUGGCCCUGACGAAUGAGAGCCCAGCAGUGGAUGAGUUCCUUAACUUUAUGUCGGAAAGCAUGGGCGUCCCCCUCGUGCCCAGCGUACGCUAUCGCGGCGGUGCCUUCAAAGGAUUUGCUGCUCCGUUAGAUGAUACCCAGCUGUCAAACAUCCGGAAUAUGCAAGAGGUUGCCUAUGUGGAGCAGGAAGCUGUCGUCCGUGCGCAGUGGGUUGCCUCAUGGGGUCUGGACCGAGUCGAUCAACGAAAACUCCCAUUGGACGGAAAGGCAGACUUCAUGGGCACAGGCAAGGGUACCAAUGCAUACAUCAUUGAUACCGGAAUCUUCCCGAAAAAUCAUUUCUUCUCCGACCGUGGCUACAUCGCGUAUGAUGCCGUCCAUGAUGAGUUUGGGGGACUGGAUUGCAACGGGCAUGGCACUCACUGCGCAGGGACUAUCGGUGGUGAGGUGUUUGGUAUCGCUAGGGAAGCCAACCUGUUUGGAGUCAAGGUGCUGGGAUGUGGUGGAUCAGGAUCAACUGCUGGAGUCAUUGAUGGAAUGGACUUUGUUGCUUCGGAGGGUGAGAGACCGGCAGUCGCCUCCAUGUCACUCGGAGGAGGCGCCUCCCAGGCUAUGGACGAUGCCGUGGCCAGACUCUUUGAUGCGGGCGUCACGGUUUCGGUCGCCGCGGGAAACAGCUACGGCGAUGCUUGCACUGCAUCACCAGCUAGAGCGAAAGAGGCAAUCACAGUAGGGGCCACGGACAUCGAGGAUGAAAGGGCCGAUUUCUCCAACUACGGGAAGUGCGUGGAUAUCUUCGCGCCUGGUGUCGACAUUCCAAGCUUGUGGAAGGACGGCGACUUUGCGACCAACACAAUCAGUGGCACAUCCAUGGCAUGCCCCCACGUCACGGGUGGCGCAAUCCUGGCUGUUGGCAACAAUCCUGAAAUGACGUCGGCGCAAGUCAAAGCUGAGAUCCUCAAGAACGCUACGCCAGACGUCGUGAAGAACCCUGGGCCCGAGUCCCCCAACCUCAUGCUCUACAUUCCCUAGAUAAGGCAAUUUUGACGGAGAUGAAGAGACCAUGUGUCGAUCUUCGGUCCUAUUUAAACUGGAAUUUAAUCCUUCCACGAAAUUAUCAGUCAAUGUGUCAUAAUGAAACUAGAAAACGACAUUCAGUUUGUUAGUCUCAAGUAAAACAAAAAAGGUGUUUUUUUUGCAUUUAAUAAUGCAAACUUUCUAAAAAUUUAACGUGAACUAAAUACUUUCAAGACUUCAAUAUACCAUCAGUCACAAUGUGUUAGCACAAGUUGAAAUGUUGUCACUAUCAUUACAGAAAUUUGUAAUAUUUUUUUGACUAUUGUAAUAUAUAUUAGAUAUUGCAUUAGUUGUUACAAUGAAAUAAAAAUCAACUGAAAUAUA
Molecule: messenger RNA, 1830 nt
Organism: Patiria miniata (bat star)
Lineage: Eukaryota; Metazoa; Echinodermata; Asteroidea; Valvatida; Asterinidae
Product: extracellular serine proteinase-like
Exons: 10
Coding region: 334-1461 (375 amino acids)
Biological process (GO): proteolysis
Molecular function (GO): serine-type endopeptidase activity
Source: RefSeq, a predicted model, not a curated record